Messenger RNA from Anopheles arabiensis, 2752 nucleotides. RefSeq lists its product as uncharacterized. The record is from RefSeq and is a predicted model, not a curated record. The transcript is spliced from 8 exons. NCBI's taxonomy places the organism in Eukaryota, Metazoa, Arthropoda, Insecta, Diptera, Culicidae. The coding region runs from base 539 to 2476 and encodes 645 amino acids.
CAAGAAGCAGGGCAAGUAAGAACGCGCGGAAGCUAAAUGGGAAAAUUGUUUUAGAUUAGCCUAUCCGUUUACCGCACGACCGAGUUGAGGCGGCCGCUUCCAGCGGCAUUCGGUCGAGACGGCUCCGAACGGGCAUCGGGAACGGACCAAAGGGGCAUCUUUGUUGCAUAUUUCAUCAGCCCACUAAGUGGCCGGGUGCGUGGCCCGUGUGCGUGUGUGUCUGUGCAUUGGCGUCGUCUUGCUCCAGCAACGAAAGCCAAGGAUCCAGAGUACCUUGGUCGUUGUUCGCUCGCGGUUCGUGGCCCGCUAUUUACGGUCGUGAAUUAUAUCAUCCUACACAGUGCGCCCUGCCUUCCCACAGUCACCGUGUUUGUGUGCGUGUGUGUGUGAAGCCGGGUAAUAAUAUUUGCAUGGUAAAACGGUGCCCAUUUGUCGUCUCGGAACCCACAAUCCACAACAUCGUUUGGUGGACGGUUGUUGCUUGUGAAUACCAGUUUGUACGCGGUGCCUUUGCAAGAGUGAACUUGCUACGUGAACGAUGAAGGUUGUGCAUUUGUUGGGCAUUUUUGCGAUGGUAAGCGUCGGUAAAGCGUCACUGCUAAUACCCGACCGCUUCAACACGACCGGUGACGAGAUGGAUCGAACGAACGAACCAGCACACCAGUCAGCAGGUGGCCCAGUGUGGAAGGACACGGAACACGGGAAGGUCCUGUCGAGAAGGAAACGGUUCAUCGUAUUUCCGGAAGGUUCCAGCUUUUCGGUGGCCGUCUGCAUGACGAUCGGUUUGUACGGCAACCCGAACUAUCAGUUUGUAAGUUGGGCCCUUAACUGGGGCAUCGCGUACAAUUUGCCGAACCAGACGCUCAGCUUCCAGAAGGAGAUGACCGAACCGAAGCCGAUGGUGCAGCGGCGCUUCCGGCGCGAUCUCUACCAGAAGCUCGAGGUGAUCAUGGACAGCAUGGGGUACGAUGGGCGCGACUGCAUACUGCGGGCGCUGUGCGAAAGCUCGCAGUACUUCGGUGGCAAGGGCCAGAACAUGAUAGCGGAGAUGUUGCGCACACUGUUCAGCUACCCGAAGCAGAAGGUGCUCUCGUUCGAGCACGCCGACCACCGGCUGUACGAUGAGGCACACCGCAAGGGGCGCAAUAUGGCACCGUGCCAAUCGCUGUACGGCAACUGCCAGUUUUCGUUGCUCGAGCUGGCGCUGGGGAAGUAUUCUACCCCGUACGGGUUUAUAAUGUUCGCACCCGGUGGAAACAGUAGAAAUCGCUUCCUUCUUGAAUGUGGUUUGGAUUCAUCGCCGGCGGAAGUGGUGGACUCAUUGAGCGCAGUGCACAGUACCCCGCUGGCGAGCGAUAGGCAACGAAGCAACAUGAUGCGCAACGUUACAUGCGGCGUUGCUAAGAAACGGCAACGAAUAAAGCUGCCGAGCGCGGUAUUGCUUUGGGGUUUGUUUGCGCUGCUGCUGUGCCUUAGCUCAUCCACUGCCGGUGUGUACGAUGGUGCAGAUGAUGGUGGUGGUACUGCUGGAGCAGUAGCGCAGGAUGCAUCCGCCCCGCAAAGGAUACUUUCGCGCAAGCGACGCUUCCUGACGUUUCCCGAAGGAAGUUCCUUUCAAGUAGUGUACGAUCAAACCAUACCGAUGAUCGGUGUCGAGCGGCUGUUCACGAUCGGCAUUACGGUCGCGCUGGCGUACGAGCUGCCGAGCAUCACCUUCAACCAGAUCGAGGAGAUGCUGCGUGAAAAUGCGGCCGACGAUAAGAUGGACCUCAACGCGAACAACACCAUCCUGGUCGAUAGCAGCAAACCGUCCACCACACCGGCGCGCAAGAACAUCUUCGACUACUACUACCAAACACCGGGACGACCGGCAGGGAACGUGCCCGGCCGUAUCAAUUACUACACCGCACCGGACCGACGUUACGAUACGGUCGAUCGAUACGGGCAGCGUCUUCCGUCGUGGGAUCGGUUCGUAUCGAACCGCUUGCCGCAUCCACCGUACGCCGAUCCGACGGGGAACGAUUUUGGCAGCAUUGUGAACAGAUACCUUCAAGGUUGGAUACGCCGUCAUCCGCCCAACUAUCCGAUGGCCAAAAAGCGCUUCUAUCCGGUGUUUGGUAAGCGAAGCAUCCGCGAAGACACGGCCCCACUCGAUCGUCACUUUCUCAACCAUCAUCGGACAACGCGCCACACGCUGUACGAGCAGAUUGAGCAGUUUCUUACGGCCAAGGGUAAACACGGUCACCAUUGCGUGCUGCGGGCGCUCUGCGAAAGCGGCCAGCGUAAAGAUGACACCGAGCCGGACACAUUUUUAAAGGAAAUUCUUCGCGCCAUAUUCAGCCUGCCCGCCACCCAUGAACCUCCGGCACACCACAAGCACCGGCUGUACGAUGAAGCGCACGCCCAUGCCGGAAACUGCUCCGAAACCUAUUCCUACUGCGAGGACAGCUUUUGGUCGUCGAAUUUUGUGUUCUAACCGUGCGCUGCACCUGCCAGUAUGCUUUGCUAAUGAGCGUGUAAUUUACGUGUAAUUUGUACACUGGUAACACACAUCAACUACUCAAACGAUUGGACGACGCUGAAGUGGGAAGCGAUGUUCACCGGCAAUGUAACGAUAGACUAUUCCACAAACGACGCAAGCAACGCGUAGCAACUGGAACCAAACGUUCGACACGGCACAGGCUGGGAGCAUUCGUAUAGAAGCGAUGAUAUUAUUUGCAAAAACCGGAUCGUUCGACCGGAUCGUUCUAUA